This is a messenger RNA of Moneuplotes crassus, 1254 nucleotides long. NCBI's taxonomy places the organism in Eukaryota, Ciliophora, Spirotrichea, Euplotida, Euplotidae. The record is from the annotation of a GenBank genome assembly.
AUUCAAUCCCAAAUGAAAAAGAGUGGAAGAUGGCAAGAGCAAGAAGAUGCUCUUCUUAAACAAGCUGUAGAUAGACUAGGAGCUAAGCAAUGGAGAAAAAUCUCAGAGCAUGUUCCAGGAAGAACUUCUAUCCAGUGUCUUCACAGAUGGACUAAGAUUUUGAAGCCCGGGCUUAUCAAAGGACCCUGGACGAUUGAAGAGGAUGAAAAAUUAAGAGAAUGGGUUAAUAGAAGGAAAGGAGCAAUGAAGUGGGCUGACGCUACAAAAGAGAUCCCUGGAAGAAGCGGGAAGCAAAUCAGAGAAAGAUGGUUUAAUAUCCUCAACCCUACAAUCAAUAAAGCGAAGUGGACCAAAGAUGAAGAAAGACUAUUAUUUCAGUUAUACCAAAAAUAUGGGCCCAAAUGGUGCUCUCUCGUUCAAUAUUUCAAAAAUCGGACUGAGAACUCUAUUAAAAAUAGGUUUUAUUCAACACUCAGAAAGUUUGCUACAGAAUAUAAAAGAUCGAUUGAUAAGAGUAAAAACACUAAUAAUAUUGCCCAAGAGGAAGCAGAUCCUCAAUUAUAUUUUGAAAAUCCUCAGGUGGCAAAGACCGAAGAGUUAUUAAGAUUCUUGCCUCUAGUUGUGGAGAAUCUAAAAGUUGAAUCUGAAUCUUGUAACUUCCUCCAGACUAGCAAUGAGGGUCCUCGUAAAACGCCAAAGCCAGUGAAAGAAGCAAAAAUAAUCAAAUCAGCUGCUAUAAAAACUGUAGUUAACAAGACUACUAAGGCUAAAGAUUUCCCUAAGGGGCAAGAUUCUUGAAAAGAGCAAUUGCUCCAUUUACCAAAUUUGAAUAACUUUAAUUUCAAUGGGCAAAGUAAUCAAAAUAUAAAAGAUUUGCCUCCCUUCCAGUCUAAGGAGGAGGUAAAGGAAAAGAUUCAUGAGAAGAUGUUCUUUCAUUUCCAAGAACCUCCAAAGCCCCAAGAAGAACUUUACUUGCCAGUCUCACAACUUGAGUAUUCAUUUUCAGAGACCAGGCCUGCAAGCACUUGUUUUAUAAAACAGGACCAGAAGUCUCAAAGUAACAACGAGAAUUUGUCUACAAAUCCUUAUGAAUUUGUCCCCUGAAAGUUUGACUUUAAUCAAAAUUAUUCAGUAGAUCUUAGUAAUUUUGACUAUUCAGCUGAAUGUAAGGAUCUUGAGAAGGAGAUAUUCCAAGAAUGCGACAUGAUGAUGAAAGAUAUGACAAAAGGAAACAAUAUUUUCUAACACAUCACC